This is a messenger RNA of Chironomus riparius, 722 nucleotides long. The record is from the annotation of a GenBank genome assembly. NCBI's taxonomy places the organism in Eukaryota, Metazoa, Arthropoda, Insecta, Diptera, Chironomidae.
CAGCAUAUCAAUCAGACUUAACUGAAAUCGGUUAAAAAAAACCACCAAGAAAAAUAAUAAUUCUAGAUGGAGUCGAAUGUCAAGUCUGGGGCAAGGAAUUAACCAAAAAGAGCAUGAAUAAGUAAAUGAAGAACCUUCAUCCGAGAACAGCAGGCCUUGAAUUCAGUUGCAACUUUUGUAAAGAGAAAUUCAACAAGAGGGGAAGUUUAAGGAUACUCAUGUCAGUAAUCCAUCCAAAUUAGGUUACAGCACUUGAGCUUGAGCAAUUCACCUGCGACUAUGACGGCAAAGUCUUUAAAACUCAAAUGGGAAUACAAGGACAGGAGGUCCAUACAGACAACAUAUUUCAAUGCGACUUUUGCAUCCUCUGUGUCAAGACGAGUCGAGCGCUUAAAACUCACAAAAGAGAUCAUGAAUGUGGAACUUUUAAAAAAGCAGUUGAAGCAAAGUUGAAGAUUCACAUCAAGACAGUUCAUGAAAGACCGACCGAAGUUGUGUCUGUGACGUGUGUGGCAAAGAGUUUAAAUGGACAUUUGGAAAGUUAUCGACAAAGUCACGAGGAAAAGGAAAAGAACUUUAAAUGUGGCAAAUAUCCUUGGACUUUCUACAUCAGUUCUGCACCAUUUUUAUGCGGAAACCGCUUUUGAACCAAAAACCUACAAAAGUUUUGAGGUUAUGUUACAGAUUUUCUUAGAUUAUGUUCCAAGAUCUUUGAGGAUAAG